GUCAACCAUGGACAUCCUCUACCAGUUGUCCUCCUACUAGAACCGGGACGCCCCAAUACCCGACCGUUCUACUCGAGUCUGGCCAUGUCGUGUUGCAAAAAUUCUGCGAACGUUCCCUGCUUGGGUUGCUCGUGUUUGUUUUCGCCGUUUGGUCAAUUUGACUCGUAUUUGGAUUGCUCCCCGUUACUACUCCACGCUUCUAGCUUUGACCUUUCACAGCUGAAUAGAUCUCACUGCUUCUUUGGAUUGAGUGAUCAAUAGGUCUGCGACGGGUAAGGAGCUGCUUUCUCCUUGAGAGUUCUCCUGCACCUCAACUAUGGAUUUCCGCCCGACCACCCCCCACCACGCCCCUACCAUGUCAGAUCCAGUUAAUAGUGGCUUAUUUCGGAUCCAAGAUGAACGCAACAUUGAUCCGAAUACUCGUGAUGGCGCCGAAGCCGGGUACGUCAUGUCAAAUUUGCGACGUGCCCACACCGUGGCGCAGGACAGAAAUGUGAGCAAACGGAAAGUCGGGGCCAGAAGAACAAGGCAACAACUCGCAGGGGCAUUGCUUCGUGCUAAGGACAGUCAUGACUUGCUACAACGGCGCUCCUUGAAACGCUAUAAUACCAAUGGAACACCGCGUGAUGCAUUUGCGGCUGCGAGGGAAGCGAAGAAUUUCACGGUAGGGAAAGUCGGUCACAAUGGAAGAAUGUACCUUAGACCGGUUGUGAGCGUAUCCCCCAAGGACCCCGGCUCGCCUCCUGUUGUGUCUCCCUUGUCUGGUCAGCGUAAAGAUGAACAACUAAGCCAGAAACCAUGCGAACCAAUUGAAGAUGGCUCGAUGAGCUCAUCGAGCUCUCAGUUCUCCGAAUCCUUAAGAAGGCUUGAAGUCGAAGAAAGCUGUGAUGAUAACGAGUCUGUCACAUCCAAUUCCACCCGGUCAGGUCGCGUACAUAGUCGCCUUCUCAAAGCACGUUCCUAUGCUACUAUUCCAGAGCGUCGACCGACAUCACAUCUGAAGCAUCGGGAGGAGCUCCGGAUUGUCAUCAAUCGGCCGGAGGACAGACCAAAGACGGCUGAUGGGAACAUCCCCUUGUUCCUUGAGGUCCCAAUCCCUCAUCAUAGGCUGGGCACAAUCGAAUUCAAUAGUGAGGGGGACACCGUUCUGCACGAUUCUGUUUACACGAGAACAUCGGGCUCGGACAAUCCUAUGCUGUCGACGCCCCUGGGGGAAAACUCGGUAAGCCGACCUUCAGUCUCUCUUAGGGUAAACGCUAGCAGUUCACUGCUGCCGGACCGGCCCUCCUUCAUUGAGUCGAUGUUCUCUGGUGUGGCUGCUUUGGAUCCGAACAGGGGUUCUUCUGGGACUCCAAAACCAGUCUUCUACAAGAUGAAUGAACCAGUAGUGCCGUCAAUAUUUGAUUCCCUGCUACGAGGCAUGAACGAACCGUCCGUCGUUCGAUACAUCCCGGGAACAAAAAAUAUCAGUGCUGCCACUCCUGCCCGUAUUGUUGCGGAGAUCUCGUCGGAUUCUUUCAUGGACUAUGAGCUGGUCUCUGACUUUUUCCUCACUUUUCGCUCCUACCUCUCUCCAAGCGAUCUCCUGUCUCUUCUACUUGCCCGUUUACAGUGGGCCAUCAACCGCUUGCAAAGCGAUGGGAGAAUUAUCCGUAUUCGCACUUUUGCCGCCAUCAGACAUUGGAUAUUGAACUACUUUGUGGACGACUUUGUCCCGAACUAUGAUCUUCAGGUUCAGUUCUGUGACGCCAUCAAUUCAAUGUACGAUGACGUUAAGAACCGGGAAGAUAUGAAUACAAGCGAUCUCAAAAUACUACUUGAUCUCAAGCGAUGUUGGCACGGCAGAUGCGCCGUAUACUGGGAUAUUCCAAACGCAUUUCUCUAUGAUGAUCCAGAUACUGCCAUUAUCCCCGGUGGUCCAGUAGACGGGCAAGCCGAUGAUAAUGAUAUCGAUGGAAUGCAUCACGAAUCCUUCGUUUAUCCCGACAUACCAACUACAGCUCCUAGUUUUCUACCAACAGUUCCUGGGAAUGAUGAAACUGGCGAACACUUCCGAAAACCCUCUUCAGCAACAGCAAGAAGUAUACCUAUUUCGAUAAGCAGCGACCAAAGCAUACAUGCAGCCUCCUGUUCAUUGCCCCCCAAAUCCGCUAGACGUUGGUCUGGGCUCAACCGAGGCAGGGCACCCCAUCUGGUGCCUCUUGUACCUCCGAGGUUUACAUCUGGCACAAAAGACCAUCCUCCUUGUUCGCCCGUCACCCCACGGAGCCGUCCAACCUAUGGCCAUGCACACAAGCGCAGUGGAAGCUUUUCCGAUUCCGCACGAGUCGAUUGGGUGCCCCAGGACCAGCAGUAUCUUGCCUCAGCGUUGGAGCUACCGAAUCUCGGGAGCCUAAUACGUGGGGAUCUAUACCCACCAGCGGAGUCCUACGCGACGUUAAUGGCACCACCUUCACCCUCUGUGCCUGUGGAUGCUGCUACCGGCCGGCAACGUGACUCGAAUGAGAAUUCCAAGCCUGCCUCCUUCUCAUCCCUCGGUGUGAAGACAAUAAUAGGGUCUAUCCGUCGAGUUCUUCAAAGUAAAAAUGGCGGUCAGAAUCCCGAGUCGCGGGGCGGAAGUGCGUCGCUACGGCCGUCAAUGAGAGGCAAGACGUCCGCUUUGCCUGCGAAUCUUGCCUUCGGAUCCCGGCUCUAUCGAGAUAGAAAGGCAUCGCUGCCAUCACAGAAGGGAGUCAAAAUCGAUAUCCUCUGUGAUCAAGUACUCAGGCAAUAUCGUCUUGCCGUAGCGGGCCAACGGGAUGGUGAGAACACUUGGCCAAACGCGGGUGUAAAUACCCAAUUUCGAUUAUCACUGUUUGAACCCGAACGAGAUGUCGGCCUUGCGACUCAGGUCUCCGGGUUCCGUCAGCCAAGGUUAGACAGCCGGUUGACUGCAGGAAGUGAGUCCAUUCUCAUAAUGGACGACACAGGCAUGGGCGCUCCUUACAUGUCCGGAGCUCACGCUGCUCCCGGACCUAAAAACGAGACGAACUCUUCCAGAGGUGUAUCUUUGGGCCUCGGAGUCUCGAUACGACCGGAAGAUAGCCGUACCUCUUUCCCAAUCUACUACGAUAAUACCCCCCCUAGGCAACUAGUUCCCGCUCUCUCCGAACCUGAUUCCACAGUUCAAAGGCGAUCGUAUUCCGUUGGAUGGAGGUCCGGAUUUCGCAAAAGCGUAUCUCCCUCAGUUCGCCUACGGAAGUAUGCUUCUUUUCAAAGUGGUGUUUCAAAGCAACAACGCCACACUCUGCACAGUGAGAUAGUGUCAUCUGAGGUCGAAAGGGUGGAUCCCGGUCAAGAAGAUCCAGGCAAGCCUUUCAGCCGGAUGCUCCGUCGGCGGCCUGGCGGUGAUUUAAGAAGAAUGCGAGACAAUGGAUCAUACAAUUCCGGUGUCUCGCAUCGCAGUUUCACUACCACUACUACACAGAGUAGACAUGGUUCCAUGUCCGAGGCGUCCAUCCACCCUACUCCUAACCGAUUUUCACUCAUAGAGACAGGCUCGUCUCAGAAUAUGCGGCCCUCGUUUGAGGAGGCCAUUGCGCAGUUUGCCCAGAUCCCCGACGAUGAAGACGGCGGCAUCGAAUCGACGUUGCUCAAGCUCGAAGGCAAAUGGAAACGUCAAUCCGAUGAUCACUCUGGAAACACCAGAGACCCUGAAAAUGACGAUUUACAGUCUCAUGUCAACGGGAAUGAGCGCUUGUGGGAGCAGCGGCAAUCGUUCCAUAGUGGCCAUCGCUUUUAUGGCCGGAGUACAUAUAGCAGCUGGGAUGACGGCUCUGUGCGUCGCGAAACGGUUGUUGGUAAUCAUGGCGUGUACUCACAAAUUGGGGGAAUGUUAGCACCUCCUCGGCCGUACUCUGAAUCCAUUAUGGGGUCAGAAGAUUCGUAUUGUCCUAUACCACUUCUUGAGCGAGGCUUGAGCGAUGACUCUAUGAAGAAGCCCAAUUUCAGCCGGCUAUUCUCCAAUGCUCCAGCAAUGUCACCCCCUCGGCAAAGCGAAGAUAUGCACCGAGGUGCAUCCGAACUGGAAUCACCUCAUGCAUCUUUUGACCUGGUCAGGGUUACCGACAGUCUAAAAGCCAUUCCUCGAGGAUCCACGUUUCCUUCCAACCCUUCUGGAAAUUCGAAGCGGUCGUCGGAUGCUUCGGUCGAUGUUAUAGAUCCGUGCGAGGCUGUGGGCGAAGGACGGUCAACAGCAGACUUGAGCCUUAGCGAGUUGAAUUUUGAGAUCCCAUCUCACCCACUUGCGCACCCACCUUCUCCCCCAUUGACCAUUCAAAACUCCACAACUCCACGUAACACGACUCUGAAUCCGGUCGCAUUCCAGGCGCCGCCGCUCACCCCUGACCCCUCUCCACAUUAUGGUGGUAAACAAGAAGGCGACGAUGAGCGGUCUCGAGACAUCCAGCAUGUCUCCAGCGACGUCCUUAUGAGGUCUGAGACGGAUAAUGGACAGAGGUACUUUCUGGCAGCACCAGAAGUUGAACAUGUGCCCUUUGUUCUCGCUUGUGAAUCAACCGUCCUUGCUCAGCAACUGACAUUGGUGGAGAUGGCCGCACUGAGUGAGAUUGACUGGAGGGACUUGGUUGAUCUGAAAUGGAGCAGCGGGACCCCAUGCACGUCGAGCUGGGUCCAAUUUCUUUCUGAGGAGCGCAGGGGUAUCGACCUGGUGGUGGGACGCUUUAACCUUAUGGUGAAGUGGGUGCAGUCGCAAGUUGUCCUUACCGAGGACAUCGACGAACGGGCACGGACAAUUGUCAAAUUCAUCCACACUGCAGCACAUGCAAGGAGCAUCUGCAAUUACGCAACGACGCUGCAGAUCUGCAUCGCUUUGUCCUCGACCGAUUGUUCCAGGCUUCAGAAAACGUGGGCGCUCGUGCCAGCCAAAGACAAACGCCUUCUCAGGGAUAUGGAGGCUUUAAUCCAGCCUGUUCGUAAUUUCCAUGAUCUCCGUGUGGAAAUGGAAACGGCCAAUUUGCAGGAGGGCUGCAUACCCUUCGUUGGCCUUUACGUACACGAUCUCACGUACAAUGCGCAGAAACCUGUGCAGAUUGCGACCACCCGUGACGCAGAGCCUUUGGUAAAUUUCGAACGAUAUCGUCGAACAGCCAGAAUCGUCAAGAGCCUCCUUCGACUGAUUGAUGCCAGCAACAAAUAUAAUUUUGAGCCGGUACCGGGAAUUAUCGAGCGGUGUCUUUGGAUUGCUUCCCUCUCCGAUGCGGAGAUCCGCGCUCGAAGCAAGAAGUUGGCAUGAGAUUCUGGUUGCUAUCGCCCUCCUGCUGAUCAUGGUGAGCGAGGGCUGUCCAUAACCACGAUCCUGGGAACAGCUCCCGCCGCAGUGCUAUGCUGUUCCUUCACAUGUAAAUAUCGUUGUAUUUGUUUUUGGUUUGGUUCCUGGUGCUUCUUUUUUUACAAACGAUGUAUAGUGGUGCUAUGCAUAGCGAGCGAGUAUAUAACCUUGAUACCUGAUAUAUCACACAUUGCGUCAUGCAUUUGUCUGCAGCGGGGUCUUUAUUGAAUUUAACUGGAGUGAUUUAUUCAUGCGAACAGAAUGCAAAUUAAUUUUCGGUAGAAAAGAAAAGAGAGAAGGGAGACACUGGAAGCAAAAAAGGCGUCACCAAAGAAUCGGAACCUGCA
Messenger RNA from Monascus purpureus, 5676 nucleotides. Lineage: Eukaryota; Fungi; Ascomycota; Eurotiomycetes; Eurotiales; Aspergillaceae. The record is from the annotation of a GenBank genome assembly.